AUGAACCACAGUGGUUCACUUAUUCCAUCACCGUCUUCCCCAUCAACUCCCACAACACCUCAAUCACAAACAAGCAACUCGAGCAUGACACUAGCACCUCCCUCUCCCGGUCCAGCAAAGGUUGGAAAUAACACCUUUGUUCAUAAACUAUACAAGUACGGUUUCCAUAAAGUAAAUAAAUCACCAAGAGGCCACCGAACACUAGCCGAGAAUCAGAUUUGGGAAUUUUCACACACCAAAUUUCUACGUGGUCGACCCGACUUGCUAGAUGACAUAAAACGAAAAGCAAUGGAAUCAGAGACAUUACGAAGAGAAACAGGCGAUUUACAUGCUCAAUUAACCAUGAUGCAAGUAUCUCAAGCAGAUUUGAUGCAGCAGCUUGCACAAUUACAAGAAAACUUUACCGAAGUAAUUCGUGAGUUAUCGGAUACUAAACGUAAACAGUCAAUACAGCAGCAGUGUAUGAAGAGUAUGUGGGAAAUUAUGCAGCAGCAAGGAAUAUCUGCACAACUUCCUAUUGAGCUGAGCUUUUCUGAUACUUUUGACGUCAAAUCCGAGCCUGAUCGUCCCCCGAUAUAUAUCACAUCACCCGAGAAUCAAACGCCAUACUUGUACGGUCACGUACAAACACUCCCCCAGCGUCCUUCCACACCAUUAACAAUCAACACUAAUCUAACAACACAUUCGAGUCAUUCGAGUCAUCCGAGUCCGCGUGGGCAGAGUCCGACAGGAGGCAGAUUGAGCGUGCAGCUAACGGGAAACUCAUACUUGGGUGGACAUAGUCCUACGCACAGUCUACUGGCGGGUCAGAUACCACUGUCUCCCAAUUCCCUAAGCGCAUACACUACAGCGGUUAAUACACCCUUACCACCUAGUCCAUCACCGGGAUCUCCCAUGCCUAAUAUAAUUUCAGAUGAUGAUAUGGAUGGAGCAAGUAUCUAUGAUGUCAGUCACAGUGGAAGUCAUACACCAUCCGAGUAUGGGGAUGAUAUUUAUCAAUAG
Molecule: messenger RNA, 1002 nt
Organism: Paraglomus occultum
Lineage: Eukaryota; Fungi; Glomeromycota; Glomeromycetes; Paraglomerales; Paraglomeraceae
Source: the annotation of a GenBank genome assembly